AGCGGCAGCCCAGCCAGGCCAUGGCAGUCUUCGACACCCCGCAGGAGGCCUUUGGAGCCUUGCGCCCGGUGUGCGUGCAGCUGACCAAAGCCCAGACGACUGAUAACGUGGAGCGCCUCCAUUUGCAGCUGCAAGCCGUGAGCGACUCGGCGUUGCAGGAGCUGCAAGAGUACGUCCUCUUCCCGCUGAGGUUUGCCCUCAAAACGCCGGGGCCAAAACGCGAGGGCGUGGUCCAGAGCGUGCUGGAGUGCCUGACGUUCGUGCUCUCCGCCACGUGCGUGAAGAAGACUGACCUGCUGCAGGAGCUUUUCUCCGAGCUCUGCCUCUGCUUGGCGUCUCCUUCCAGCCCCAACCAGCUGGCCCCCCUGCCCGAGGAGCUGAAGCAGGCGGUGCUCCGGGCCCUGCUGGCUCUGCUGCAUUCUACCUACUGGGAUGUUCUCUUGACUCUCUAUCAGCCCUCCGCCCUUCCCCACCUGGGUUUUGCGGUGUCUUUGCUGCUGGCCUUAGCGGAACAGGAGAAAGCCAGGGCCGUUCAGAUCUCCGCCUUAUGCUGCUUGCAGGCUCUCCUGCUGCAGUGUGAUUGCCCAGAGGAUCACAGGCCCCUGGCUGGCGAGGAGAGGAGACGUCUUGGAGACCUCUUUGCUUCUUUCCUGCCGGGCAUCUCCACCGCCCUGUCCCGGAUUAUCACGGGAGACGUGAAGCAAGGGCACGGCGUCGUUGUCUCAGCCACCAGGGUCUUCUCUCGAGCGCUGAGUUUGGUGAUGGCCGACAAGCAGCUCGAGCAGGUCCCACCAAAGAGAAAGAAGCCGGCUUCGGUUCCAGGCAGCAGAAUAUCGGAGCUCCUGGUGCACAGAGGCCCAGACUGGGCAAACAGCACCGCAGCCAAACUCUCGAUCCUGAUCAGGAAGGUGGUUGACUGGGUUUCUGCUCACCCGCAUUGGAAGGCGAGGAAGGAGCUGGUGGAAAUGUCCUCUCUCCUUUUGACCGAGUGCAGCCGGUCCUUGGCAGGAUCCGCCGGCCAGUUCGUGAAAGCCUUAGUCGGCCUCGUGAAUGAUGAGAGCCCCGAGGUCCAGAGCCGGAGCAACGAGGCACUUAGGAGCCUGGCGGCACGAGGGGCCAUAGCCGAGGACAGACACCUGGCGGACGUCCUUUCGGAGGAGCUGCACUCGCUUACCACGGCCCUGCCUCGCUUCAUGAGCUCCCGGGAUGACCAGGGCAAACUGGCAACCUUGAACUUGCUCGUUGGCUACCUGAAACUCUUGGGCCCCAAGAUGAAUGUUGUCCUCCGCUCCACGUCCCAUCUCCAGCGCCUCUCCAAAGCACUCAUGCAAGUUCUGGAGCUGGACAUGAAGGACAUCAAGAUCGUGGAGGAAAGGCGCUGGUGGGGCCCGGAAGGCUCGCGGGAGCUAUCCGGAAGACUGAUGGAGCACCGGCACGAGGGUAGCAGUCCACGGAAAUGCUUCCGCUUCUUCACGGAGGAUCGGAUUUUCUUUCUGCUGCGGCAGGUGGGCCAAAUUCUUGGGUACUACGGAGACCUCUAUUUGCUUGUGGACCACUUUAUGGAGCUCUACAGGGAGUCUGCCGUGUACCGGACGCAGGCGGCCAUGGUGGUCAACGAGCUGGUCGCCGGAGCUGCGGGGCUGAACGUGGACGUCCUCCACGAGCGGGAAACAGUACCGAGCAAAGAGGAACUCAAAGGGGUUGUCGCUUCUGUGUUGGAGGAAUACACAGACCCAGCAAACUGGCAUUUGGUCACCAGUAUCGAAGGGGGAGAUCUUGAUGCGGAACCGAACAUGAAAUAUUCCGGGCUCCUCGCUGUCCCGCCUGAAGCGAGCCACCAGCUCCCUCCUCCUUUGAAUCUAAGGCCCCCGGUCCAUUCCAUGAGUGGCAACAUCUGGCAAAUUUGCAUCCAGCUGGAAGGAAUCGGCCGCUUUGCUUUGGCGCUGGAGAAAGACUUUCGCGAGCUCUUGAUCUCUGUUCUGUACCCUGUCCUGGAAAAGGCUGGAGACGGCACCCUGCUGGUCAGCCAGGCGGCGAUGGGGACCGUGGGGGACAUCUGCCAGGCCUGUGGGUACUACUCGGCCUCUGACCUCAUCUGCCAAAACGCAGACUACUUGGUGGACAGGAUUUCCUUGCACCUGUGCCGUCUGACUCACGAACUCCAUGCCGCGCAGGUCCUGGAGGCCAUGCUACGACACUCGGAUGCCAAUGUGCUGCCUUUGGUGGAGGACGUGAUUCAAGAUGUUCUGGCCGCGCUCGAUCGGGGUCACAGAGACCGCACACCUUUGUUCCUUGGGGUCAUGCACGUGCUCUUGACAAUGCUAGCUUCCUGGUUUGCGUCUGGGCACCAAACGGAGGGGACUUUGGAGCAGAAUGGCAGCCGUUUGCCGGGCGAAGCUGGCCCGCAGGAGAGAAGGCCUGCAGUUAUGCCCACCGUGGAGGAGAUGGAGGCCUUCUUCCGUGAUUACGUCCGGCAGAAGCAGAUUGCAGAGGGUGAUCUUCUGGAGGACGAGAAUGAAGAGACAGAAGAGCCUCAGCCUGCUUUAGAGUCUGCGUCAAACGACCCCAGCUUGGAGAUGGAGACCCCUUUGCCAGCCCACGCCCAGAUCGCCAAAGAAGUGAUGGAGCGCUGUGUCCACCUACUCUCGGACCAGAGCCUUCGCGUGCGCCUGAAGGUUCUGGAUGUCUUGGAGCUUUGCCUGAUGGUUCUGCAUCCACACCAAAACCACCUCCUCCCAUUGGCUCAUCGGACGUGGCCCGCCCUUGCCACCCGCCUGACCAACGACGACCCCUUGGCCGUGCUCCGAGCCUUCAGGGUGUUGUGCACAUUAGGAGUCGGGAGCGGUGACUUCCUGCGGCGGCGGUUUUCCAAGGACGUCCUGCCCAAGCUGGCGGGCUCCCUGGUCAGCCAGGCACCAGUCAGCUCCCGCGCCGGGCCCAUCUACAGCCACACCGUGGCCUUCAAGCUGCAGCUGGCCGUGCUUCAGGGCCUCGGCUCCCUCUGCCAAGCCCUGGACCUUGACGAGAGUGAUCUUCACCAAGUGGCAAACGCCUGCCUGCCCUACCUCAGCGCAAAACAGCCUGCAAAAUUGCAAGCAGCUUCUCGCAGCGUUUUCCUCCACCUGAUGCAGUUGGACCCGGAUACCCUAUGGCUGUUUCUCAGCGAGGUUUGGUGCCCUCGGGCCUACGAGCCCCCCCACCCCAGCCUGCGCCCAGUGAGGCUGAGCGGGGCGGGGAAGAAGCGGAACGAGUUCACGGACAACGUGCAACGCCUGCUGGACGAGCUGCCGUGA
Molecule: messenger RNA, 3293 nt
Organism: Euleptes europaea (tarantolino)
Lineage: Eukaryota; Metazoa; Chordata; Lepidosauria; Squamata; Sphaerodactylidae
Gene: TTI1
Product: TELO2 interacting protein 1
Exons: 7
Coding region: 21-3293 (1090 amino acids)
Biological process (GO): chromatin remodeling
Cellular component (GO): cytoplasm
Source: RefSeq, a predicted model, not a curated record